This is a messenger RNA of Ogataea philodendri, 639 nucleotides long. RefSeq lists its product as uncharacterized. Bases 1 to 639 code for a protein of 212 amino acids. The transcript has a single exon. Lineage: Eukaryota; Fungi; Ascomycota; Pichiomycetes; Pichiales; Pichiaceae. The record is from RefSeq and is a predicted model, not a curated record.
AUGGACGACAACUUUCUCCAGGAGGCCUGGUCUACCUGUCUGAAAGGCGUGCCGUCGCAGUCGUUCGAGGUGGUAUCUGCCCCAUUGCAGGCGGUGGAUUACUUUUCCGUGGCGCUGUCGGAAGAGCAAUAUUUCAGGUGCUGGAACACUAUCAGCAAGAGCAAGUUUGUCAAGCCGCGCGAGCUGUCGAGCGUUUAUCGACUGCGAACGCUCAAGUCGCACGGCCAGGUGGAGGACAUCCAGCUGAUCCUGCCGUGCACCUCGUCGCAGCGGCUGCAGAACGCGUGUUGGCGGGCCUGGCAAAAACAGCGAAAUAAGCUUCCGGAGCUCGACCCGGCCGCCAUCAACUGGCACAAGGAGAACGACAUCACCGCGCUAUACGGCCCGCUCAUGGGCGACCCUGAGUACGCCGUGGACGAAGACAGCUCCGACAACGACGACACCGACGACGAUUUCUCCAGCUCCCGGUUUAGCUCCAUGUCGUCGUCUGUUUCGUCGGUCGACUUUGGCAAAAGACCCAAUCUCCAGCCCCGCCACCGCCGCCAGCGCAAACAAAAACAGGUCUCUUUCUCAGAGUCUGUUUCCCGCAGAGACAUAGUCGGAGACACCAUCUUCGACUGUACGUAUUCCAUGGUGUAG